CAGAAGAAGAAAGGGGAAAAUAAGUACUAUUUACGCAGAAAUAAUGACGAUGUUUGUGUACCUGACAGCAGGGUUCGUCUUGUUUUAUGUGUUUCUUUAUUACUUCGUGCUGAAAGCAGCGAGAUGCUGCAGCCAGGUGAAGCUGCAGGGGAAGACGGUUGUUGUUACAGGGAGCAACACUGGCAUCGGCAAGUCCACGGCUCUGGAGCUGGCCAAGAGGGGAGCCAGAGUGAUCCUGGCCUGUCGCAGCAGGAAAAGAGCCGAAGCUGCAGUUUUGGACAUCCGCAGAGAGAGCGGGAACAACCAGGUUCUGUUCAUGCAGUUGGACCUGGCUAGUCUGAAGUCUGUGCGCAGUUUUGCUGAAACUUUCCUGAACACUGAACCUCGACUGGACAUCCUCAUCAACAAUGCAGGUGUGAUAGCCUCAGGACGGACAGAGGAAGGCUUCGGUCUGGCAUUCGGGGUGAACCACCUGGGUCACUUCCUGCUCACCAACCUGCUCCUGGAGAGGCUGAAGCAGUGCGGGCCGAGCCGGGUGGUCACCGUUUCUGCUUUGCUGCACCGCUGUGGAAACAUCAACUUCCCUCUGCUGGCCUCCACGAAGGAUUUAGUCUCGGGGGAAUCUACCCUGCAGAACAUCCGGGCCUACUGUAACAGCAAACUGUGCAACGUGCUUUUCACCAGGGAGCUGGCCAAUCAGCUGCAGGGAACCAACGUCAGCUGCUUCUGUCUGCACCCAGGAGUCAUCCGGACAGAAAUAGGUCGCAGUUUGAGCUGGUGGCAGCAGCUCCUCGUCACUCCACUGGUCAAGCUCUUCUUCCUGGACGUUGAAGCGGGCUCUCAGACCACCCUGCACUGCGCUCUGCAGGAGGGCCUGGAGCCCCUCAGUGGGCGGUACUUCUCUAACUGUGCGCUGCAGCAGGUGGGAGCCAGGGGGCGAGACGACGCCCUGGCCAAGAAGCUGUGGGAAGUGAGUGAACGGUUAACAGGAUUGUCUUAACAAACUGGAUCCUGAUCCCGCAGCACUGACGACUGAAACAGCACUCUGUGCCUUAGAGGGGUCUGCAGCACUGAGACCACACACAUCUCUUCUUCUCUGCCUCUGAAACACAAAUAACUGAAAUCACUGUGUGGAUUUAUACCAGCAAGUUGUAGCAGUUCUACAGGUUAUAACAUCAUGUCCCCAUUUAAUUUCAGUCAUAAAUAAUAAAAAGUGUUUUAAAGCGA
Austrofundulus limnaeus is the source of this 1227-nucleotide messenger RNA. Its product is annotated as dehydrogenase/reductase SDR family member 13. The transcript has 5 exons. Lineage: Eukaryota; Metazoa; Chordata; Actinopteri; Cyprinodontiformes; Rivulidae. Bases 44 to 1000 code for a protein of 318 amino acids. The record is from RefSeq and is a predicted model, not a curated record.